Molecule: messenger RNA, 1258 nt
Organism: Ilyonectria robusta
Lineage: Eukaryota; Fungi; Ascomycota; Sordariomycetes; Hypocreales; Nectriaceae
Exons: 1
Coding region: 286-1020 (244 amino acids)
Biological process (GO): import into nucleus
Cellular component (GO): cytoplasm
Source: RefSeq, a predicted model, not a curated record
GAGACAUGUCUUAAAGUGCAUUGCCGGCCUAACCGUCACGAGCUCUCUCCCUGUCAUCCUUCUGAUGUAAAUCAAAGCUUCAUCCAGUUCCGAUCUAUUCAUCUCCUUGCUGUGUGACACUCGAUACCCAACCCCUCUAAGAUACCCCUUUACGCCUUACGCACCAUCAAAUCUUGUCGCACCUCAGAGCUUUCUUAUCUCUGCGGACCUUGAGACAGUUCGACGUCUAAACAAACCCACAACUCCAAAUAACCCAUCGUCUCGACCGACGUCAUCAUCUUCGCCAUGACUACGCCCUCCACUGCCAUCAUCGGUUCCACCGGCCUCGUCGGCUCCAACAUUCUCUCUACACUCCUCGCCCUCGACACCUUCAACCCCGUCAACACCAUCACCCGUCGCGCCCCUCACGCCAGUUCGGCACACCUCGACGCCCUCAUCGAGACCGACACCACCAAGUGGGCAGCCGCCCUCACCGGCCUGAAGCCCCCUCCCGCGACCGUCUUCUCCGCGCUCGGCACAACGCGCGCUGCUGCCGGCGGCCUCGCCAACCAGUGGAAGAUUGACCACGACCUCAACGUCGAGCUGGCCAAGGCUGCCAAGAACGCCGGUGCCCGGACCUAUGUCUUUAUAUCUGGCGCGGGCACGCGCGGCUUCAUUGCCGGCAUGUCUCCGUACGGGAAGAUGAAGAAUGGCGUGGAAGAUGCGAUCCGGGAAUUGGACUUUGAGCAGGCCAUCAUUGUCAAGCCAGGCCUGAUAUUGGGCCACCGUGAGCAAAGUCGAAUCGGAGAGAGCCAGUUUCAGACUGUGGUCAAUGCGCUAGGUUCCAUCAGCGCUGGCAUCAAGGACCGACUUGGACAGGAGGCUGAUGUGAUUGCCAGGGCCGCAGUUCGGGCCGCUCAGCUGGCCGAUGAGGGCAAGGCGCCUAGCAAGUACUGGUUUGUUGAGGCUGAUGAAAUUAUCAAGCUGGGUCGGACCGAGUGGCCUGGCAACAAUGCUGCUCCUGUUGCCCUGAAGCAGUGAAGGCCACGGUGCAGUAGGGGAUAUACGCUGGCAUGAGAGUUUGCAAUGAGUAUUGUCUGCUCCGUCGAUUGGCCAAUUUUUUUUAAAAGAAAACUUCGUCUGAGUGCAUUGCACACACGUCAGUCAUUAUCCAGUUAUCGUACCUCGAGUUAAAGGUGCCGAUUCAUCCACUGACUCGUGAUGGACUACGCCAUCACGCCCCCAUGACUCUACAAUGAAGAUUGUCUUGAAUGACGAC